Molecule: messenger RNA, 1738 nt
Organism: Psylliodes chrysocephalus
Lineage: Eukaryota; Metazoa; Arthropoda; Insecta; Coleoptera; Chrysomelidae
Source: the annotation of a GenBank genome assembly
CGGGAGCGUGCAGAUGUGAUGAACUUGUUCAAAUGAAAGUGGAAGAUAUAGAAGAUUUAGGAAAUUUUAUUUUGAUUAUGGUACAUCUGAUUUUAUUAUUGUGGGAGCUGGAGCAUCUGGAUGUGUCUUAGCACACAGGCUCAGUGAAAUACCAGAAUGGUCAGUGCAUUUGAUAGAAGCCGGAAAUAAAGGAAACAAUGUGACUGAUAUUCCAGGCAUGCUGAUUUAUUCGUUUCUUUCGCCAUACAACUGGGGAUAUUUAUCUACUCCACAAUCCACCUGCUGCCAAGGAAUGUCCAACCAGCAAUGUCCUUUUCCCAGAGGAAGAGGUUUAGGAGGUUCUAGUUUAAUUAAUGGUAUGUUUUAUGUACGAGGAAAUUCAGACGAUUACGAUCAAUGGAGAAAACUGGGUUGCCGUGGAUGGUCCUAUCAAGAUGUUCUACCAUAUUUCAAAAAGUCAGAACACGCCGAUUUUCCGGACGCCGAUCCACAUUACCACGGUUUUACUGGUCCUCUUCAUGUUAAUUACACAGCUCCCCCUUCUCUUAUUGAGAACACUUUUAUUGAAGCAGCCACUUACAAUAUGGGAUUAGACACUGUGGAUUAUAAUGCUGCAAAACAAAUUGGGGUUUCUCCAAUACAAUAUGGCAUUAAUUUUAAUAAACGACAAGAUACCGGUUCCCUAUUUAUUAAACCCAUCGAGAAUAAAAAAAAUUUGCAAAUUUCACUCAAUUCAUUUGUAAUAAAAAUCAUAAUUUCGGACAAUAAGGCGGUGGGCGUCGAAUUUAUAAAAGAUGGCAUACGUUAUCAAGCUUUUGCUCGAAAAGAGGUAAUUAUUUGCGCCGGUGCUGUUAACUCAGCCCAACUUCUGAUGUUAUCAGGAAUAGGUCCUAGAAACGAUUUAGAAAAACUGGGAAUACCAGUUAAAAACGAUUUACCGGUUGGUGAAUCAUUUAUUGAUCACCCAGUCUUCUUGGGUCUGAUAUGUUCUACGAAAAGAAGAGCAGAAGCUUCUGCUCUGCUCGAAGCUUUGCAAGCAUACCUACGAGGAGAGGCUCCUUUGACAAGAAGUUUCGGUGGAGAAUCUCUGGGAUUUGUUAACGUUGAUGAUCCAAAUAGUACCGUCCCAAAUAUAGAAUUCGCUACUUUUCCCCAACCUCGAGGAGGCGAUCUAAAGCGAAUACUUAAUUUAAAUGAUCAGACCACGGAAGAUUUCUUAAGACUAGAUCCUGAGGUAUUCGCUCACGUAUGGGUAACUUUACUUUAUCCUAAAUCCAGAGGAAAGGUAUAUUUAAAAUCCAACAGUCCCCUUGAUUUUCCACAAAUAGAUUUGAAUCUUUUAUCGGACAAAUACAAUCAUGAUAUAAAAACAUUGUUAAAAGGUUUGAAGUACGUCAUAGAGUUUUUUACUGGAAAAGCUUUUGGAAACAUUGACUCUUACAUAUCAUUUCAAUUAAAGGUGUGUGAACCUUAUGGACUGUUUUCGGAUAAAUACUGGAUUUGUGCGUUGAGACAACUUACUACAAGUUUCUUUCAUCCAGUUGGUACUACCAAAAUAGGGAGAUGCCAAAAGACGUCUGUAGUUGAUUGUAAUUUAAUGGUACAUAGAAUGAAAAAUUUAAGAAUUGCAGGAGAGGGGAUUUUUCCAAGAAUUGUAGGGGGUCACACUUAUGCACCAUGUCUUAUGAUUGGAGAAAAACUUGCUGACAUUAUAAAAGAAUUCAAUGGGAAAUUAUAG